AUGCCGGCGGGUCCAGUUCAGCUGCUAGCGCCUCAGGCGCCUGAGGGAGGCCAGCAGCAAAUGGAGGAGGAAAAAAAAGAAGAGGUGGUUCCCUCCAAGCCUAUUGUGGGUAUUAUUUAUCCUCCACCAGAAGUCCGAAAUAUCGUGGACAAGACAGCAAGCUUUGUGGCAAGAAAUGGCCCUGAGUUUGAAGCCAGAAUCCGCCAAAAUGAAAUCAACAAUCCUAAAUUUAAUUUUUUGAAUCCAAAUGAUCCUUAUCAUGCUUACUACCGUCACAAGGUCAAUGAGUUCAAAGAGGGAAAAGCACAGGAGCCAUCUGCUGCCAUACCUAAAGUUAUGCAGCAACAGCAGUCUGUACAGCAGCUUCCUCAGAAGGUUCAAGCUCAGGUUGUCCAAGAAACCAUUGUUCCAAAGGAACCCCCUCCUGAUUUUGAGUUUGUAGCUGAUCCACCUUCUAUCUCUGCCUUUGACCUGGAUGUGGUGAAACUGACAGCCCAGUUUGUGGCUCGUAACGGGCGCCAGUUUUUGACACAACUGAUGCAGAAGGAACAGAGGAAUUACCAAUUUGACUUCCUGAGGCCCCAGCACAGUCUUUUCAACUACUUCACCAAGCUAGUGGAACAAUAUACAAAGAUCCUGAUUCCUCCAAAGGGAUUACUCACCAAGCUGAAGAAAGAAGCCGAGAACCCCACGGAAGUUUUAGACCAGGUGCGUUACCGUGUGGAGUGGGCCAAGUUCCAGGAAAGGGAGAGGAAAAAAGAGGAAGAGGAGAAAGAGCGAGAACGUGUGGCCUAUGCGCAAAUAGAUUGGCAUGAUUUUGUAGUAGUGGAAACAGUUGACUUCCAGCCGAAUGAACAAGGCAACUUCCCACCUCCUACAACACCAGAGGAGCUGGGUGCCCGCAUAUUGAUCCAAGAGCGAUACGAGAAAUUUGGUGAAAGUGAGGAAGUUGAAAUGGAAGUAGAGUCUGAUGAGGAAGAGGACGUAAAGGAUAGCAAAGCUGAAGAAGGCACAUCUCAAAUGGAUCAGGAUACUCAAGUGCAGGAUAUGGAUGAGGGUUCAGAUGAUGAAGAUUAUGCACAGAAAGCUCCUCUUCCUCCUGAGUCACCAAUGCCACCACCUUUACCUCCCACGCCAGAUCAAGUGAUAGUUCGUAAAGAUUAUGAUCCAAAAGCUUCUAAACCACAAGCACCUGCUCCUGCACCUGAUGAAUACCUUGUAUCUCCCAUUACUGGGGAGAAGAUUCCUGCCAGCAAGAUGCAGGAGCAUAUGCGAAUUGGACUUUUGGAUCCUCGUUGGUUGGAGCAGAGAGAUCGCUCCAUCCGAGAGAAGCAAGGCGAUGAUGAAGUUUAUGCUCCAGGUUUGGAUAUUGAAAGCAGCUUGAAGCAGUUGGCCGAACGCCGUACCGAUAUUUUCGGUGUUGAAGAAACGGCUAUCGGUAAAAAGAUUGGAGAGGAGGAGAUCCAGAAACCAGAGGAGAAGGUUACAUGGGAUGGACACUCUGGCAGCAUGGCACGUACCCAACAAGCUGCACAGGCCAAUAUUACGCUACAGGAACAAAUUGAGGCCAUCCAUAAGGCUAAGGGUCUGGUUCCUGAAGAGGAUGGCAAGGACAAGAUUGGACCUAGCAAGCCCAACGAAAUCACACAGCCACCUCCAUCCUCUGCACCUACCAUCCCCAGUCCUGCACCCAUCACCUCUGCUCCAAGACCUCCACCUCCAGUGUCUAUUCAUCAGCAGGUCAAUCCUCCUAUUUCCCGGCCACCGUCUAUGCCGCCACCAAUCCGUACUACAAUGGUAUCCGCAGUACCUGUGAUGCAGAGGCCCCCCAUGGCCUCUGUGGUGCGCCUUCCUCCCGGUUCUGUUUUAGCUGCUCCAAUGCCUCCUAUUCUGCACACGCCUAGGAUAAAUGUGGUACCAAUGCCACCAAACCCACCUCCAAUGAUGGCACAGAGAGCCCCGCACAUGAUUGUUCCAGCAGCAUUUGUCCCUGCUCCACCUGUUGCACCUGUUCCUGCACCGGCUCCAUUGCCUCCAGCUCAUCCACCACCACCAAUGGAAGAUGAGCCUUCUGCCAAGAAAAUGAAGAGUGAGGACACAUUGAUUCCAGAGGAAGAGUUCUUGCGCCGGAACAAGGGUCCAGUUACAGUUAAAGUACAAGUGCCCAACAUGCAGGACAAGACAGAAUGGAAGCUAAAUGGACAAAUUUUGGCAUUCACCCUUCCCCUCCCCGAUCAGGUCUCUGUAAUAAAGGUUAAAAUUCACGAGGCAACGGGAAUGCCCGCUGGGAAGCAGAAGCUUCAGUACGAUGGAAUCUUUAUUAAAGAUUCAAACUCUCUUGCUUACUACAACAUGCAGAAUGGAGCUACAAUCCACUUGGCACUGAAGGAAAGAGGAGGCCGUAAAAAAUAA
Staurois parvus is the source of this 2412-nucleotide messenger RNA. The record is from the annotation of a GenBank genome assembly. Lineage: Eukaryota; Metazoa; Chordata; Amphibia; Anura; Ranidae.